Tetrahymena thermophila SB210 is the source of this 1251-nucleotide messenger RNA. RefSeq names its product translation initiation factor eIF-5A family protein. The transcript has 14 exons. Lineage: Eukaryota; Ciliophora; Oligohymenophorea; Hymenostomatida; Tetrahymenidae. The record is from RefSeq and is a predicted model, not a curated record. Gene Ontology annotation, molecular function: protein binding.
AUGAUUUGCAUUUAUAAAAGCACAAAUUAAAUUGGGGAUGAUGGAACGUUAACUAUUGGUGCAGCACUUGGUAACUGCAAGUUCCUAACUAAUCUCAAAUUUUACAUUUGGGGCAAUAAAAUCGGUGAUAAAGGAGCAUAAAAUAUUGGAUUAGGUUUGAGUAACUGCAUUCAACUUACAAAUUUAGAAUUUGGCAUAGGCACAAAUUAAAUUGGGGAUGAUGGAGCUUCUACUAUUGGUGCAGCACUUGGUAACUGCAAGUUCCUAACUAAUCUCAAAUUUUACAUUUCGGAAAACAAAAUCGGUGAUAAAGGAGCAUAAAAUAUUGGAUUAGGUUUGAGUAACUGCACUCAACUUACAAAUUUAGAAUUUGACAUAAGCACAAAUUAAAUUGGGGAUGAUGGAACGUUAACUAUUGGUGCAGCACUUGGUAACUGCAAGUUCCUAACUAAUCUCAAAUUUUACAUUUCGGGCAAUAAAAUCGGUGAUAAAGGAGCAUAAAAUAUUGGAUUAGGUUUGAGUAACUGCACUCAACUUACAAAUUUAGAAUUUGACAUAAGCACAAAUUAAAUUGGGGAUGAUGGAGCUUCUACUAUUGGUGCAGCACUUGGUAACUGCAAGUUCCUAACUAAUCUCAAAUUUUACAUUAGGGGCAAUAAAAUCGGUGAUAAAGGAGCAUAAAAUAUUGGAUUAGGUUUGAGUAACUUCACUCAACUUACAAAUUUAGAAUUUGUCAUAGACACAAAUUAAAUUGGGGAUGAUGGAGCUUCUACUAUUGGUAAAGCACUCGGUAACUGCAAGUUCCUAACUAAUCUCUUAUUUUACAUUUGGGAAAACAAAAUCGGUGAUAAAGGAGCAUAAAAUAUUGGAUUAGGUUUGAGUAACUGCACUCAACUUACAAAUUUAGAAUUUGGGAUACGCACAAAUUAAAUUGGGGAUGAUGGAGCUUCUACUAUUGGUGCAGCACUUGGUAACUGCAAGUUCCUAACUAAUCUCAAAUUUUACAUUUCGGGCAAUAAAAUCGGUGAUAAAGGAGCAUAAAAUAUUGGAUUAGGUUUGAGUAACUGCAUUCAACUAACAAAUUUAAUUUUUAGCUCAGAUAAUAAUGAGGAGUUUCUAAAAUCAAGAGAAAUUAUCAAUUGUAAAAAUAUAAAGUUAUUGAAUAUAAAAACAUUGCCAGAAUAAAGAAAUAGAGAAAUCAAAAGAUUAUCUUAAAAAAUAAAAAGAUUAGUAAAAUUAAAUAUUGAUUGA